GAUCUGCAUCACGCAACUGGCUCAUUGCCAUGUGGCGCAGGGCUGUUCGAUCUUGCCAUGCCCAGCUGCGAUGCUUUUCCUACGAGAGCGAGAUGCACAGAACUCAGCCGGCAUUGCUGCGGGGAAGCUUGCCAGUGCACCCAGCUCCCCAUCAUCCCCACGGGCCGCUGUCCUUGCGCUUCGAGGUGUCGAGAGCCUCAACUGCCCGGGAUGAUUUGACUUUUAUUUGGAGCCACGGGCUCACCAGCUCGGUGGCCAGCGAAAGCGAAGGUGGCUGGCCCUUCGGCGGCGUGGCGGAGCUCUCGGACCUCCUGCCGGUGCUGCGCUUCGACGCCCGCGGCCACGGCCACUCCGACGCCAACGAGAACUGCACCUGGCAGGCCAUGGGCUCUGAUUUGUGCAGCAUGCACGAGAAGAUGAUGCCCGCCAGCCGCCUGGUCUUGGGAGGCACCUCCAUGGGUGCCGCGGCCAGCCUCUAUGCCGCCUUGCAGGCGCCCGAAAAGGUUGCCGCCUUGAUCUUGGCCACUCCGCCCACGUGCUACGAGACACGCCGGAAGUUCGUGCCGCUCUACGAGGAGAGUUUGCAGCUCGCUGAGUCCCGGGGACUGGCGGUGGCCAAGUCCGCCGCAGAAACCAAGGCUCGUCCACCAAUUUUCCUGGAGACGGCGUCCGGUCAAGCCUCCUUCGAGAUCGGCUGGCGCCAGAAGUUCGCCAUGGGCCAGCGCCGCUACUGCGCCGCCCUCCGCGGCGCCAUCGACUCGGAUCUGCCCAGCGCCGAGCAACUCGCGCGACUGGACAUUCCUGUCUUGAUCCUGGCUUGGAAAUCUGACGCGCAGCAUCCACUGGAAAGCGCUCAGUUGCUUCACGACAUUCUGCCUCAAGCUCAACUCUCGGUGGCAGAAUCUUGGGAAGAGAUCGAAGAAUUCCCAGCAAGGAUGCGGGAGUUUCUCUCACAUCUUGCAUAGAGAAAAAGAAACGCGUGUCGCUCCUGCAGCUAGACUGCCACGUCUUAUCGGUAAACUGCGAAAUGCGGGGGUUUUUGGACCUUGCAAAUGCCUAUUUCGACACAUGCCCACAUCGAUCUGUCCAAUCGGACAUGCAGGCUACAUGAUGAUGGUCAUCAAGCACUGGCAGAUAUGGUGAUUGCCAGCCGAGG
Molecule: messenger RNA, 1156 nt
Organism: Effrenium voratum
Lineage: Eukaryota; Dinophyceae; Suessiales; Symbiodiniaceae
Source: the annotation of a GenBank genome assembly